GUGAGAGCCGCUGCAGAGGCAGUGAAAUGGUCCCUGGGGCUCUCCAAGCGCCUCCACCCUGGCCCUUGAGAGGGCUCCAAGGAGACCGGCUGGAGAGAGACCCUGGGAGGGCUUGGGAGCGCCCGGGCUCCUCUGCACAACCCAGUUGCCAUCCCUACCCUCUUGGCUGUCCCCUCCCCCAAGGCAGGGCCCCAAUUCAUCCAGACAAAGCCAGGAGGAGCUGGAGAGUGAGUGACGACUAAGGCCCACCCUGCCCAGCCUGGCUGAGUGAGGGGCACAGGGCACGGCGGAGUCACCGUGGGCACCUGGUGUUCCCUGGCCCUCCCGUGGACAGCAAGACAGCCUUUCUACCCAGCUUGGGACUGCUGAGCGCUGGCUCUGAGGAGCCAUGAGCACACCGAGUUCCAGUCCCCUUGCCUUCCUCACAGCUCCUGUCACUCCGGGCAGCUCCGCAGAGGCAGUGGACCCCCUCCCCAUGCUCAUCACCCUCGCCUGCAUCUUCCUCCUGCUGGCCAGCUGUCUGCUGUUCAUGACCCUCUGCAAACCUGCCGCCCUGGACCCAAUCCACCGCCGGGCUCGGGAGUGCAUGCCCCACCACCCCGGGAGCCCCAGUGAGCCCCAGCUCAGGCUCUGGAAGCGCCUGGGCUCUCUGCGCCGCUCCCUGCACAGCUUCCACCGAGGCAGGCCUGUUCCCCAACGCCCCCUGCCUGGCUGUGAUGACAACCAAGACUGUGACUGUCCGGAAUCUACCAAGAUGUGACAGGGGUGUUCCCGCCAUCCAGGACCCACCCACGGAUCCUCCUGCCUCGGACAGAGCCUGGAACCAGGGGCUGCAGAAGCACGUAGGCCCCACGCUCAGCCCCAGUGGGCCCUGUGUGCCCAGGCCCAUGGCCUUUCCCAGAACAGCCCUGGGAGGAACACCUCCUCUCUGCAGACCCUCUAGCUGCUGCCUGCUGAGAGCACUAAACCAACUGCAGGGCCAGAAGGUAUGACCUGGGGCCCCCCAGUACCCUCCUCUGGCAACCAGGCACCAACCACCUCUGGGAAACGACACCCCUGCUUCCCCCCAGAAGUCCUGCUCACCCUCCAGGUGCCAACGCAUGGAUUCCAGCUGGGGUUGCCAAACGGCCAAAGGUUCCCUCCAGCCAAGUGAAAUACUCGGCCCACACGGGGGGCAAGGUACUGUCGUGCCCUCUGUGCCAACUCAGUGCCCAAGGCAAAAGGAAAGCCAGGGACUCCUCCCCUGGGAAUUCCCGGGCCCCAGGAGCAUUCGCCUAACAAUCCCUGGGUGCAGCCAGCACCCUCGAGGUGGGUCAUAUGUCCCGGUGCAUGCUGGGAGGAGGGCAAGCAAGAGGCUCUCGGCACUGCCCAGCCAAUCACCAUCCUGACAGCCGUCUUGGUGGCCCCCCUCGAAGGUGCUCACAUCACAGUGGACCAGGAAGGGGCUGAGAACAGGUGAAGGAACUCCUUGCUAGGCCAGGACCCAUGCUGGGAGGCAUUGCCAGGAGCUAGAGGCGAUGCCACCCGGGCUCUGAGGGCACAUCACAGCACUCCUGCCUCAUCCAGGGAAGGAGGCAUCCUCCAUUUGGGGUAGGAGGGUCCAGAGCGGUCCAGGACAGCGCCUCAGGACGGGACCACGCUAGGUACGCUGAGUUUCUGGCAAUCACGUCACUGACUGGCUACCUGUCAAAGCAACCCCACCCUAGAGCGGGCUUCUCAGAAUUCCAAACCCCCAAACUCUCCCCACGGGGCCGUGGCUGUACACUUUGGUCCCAAAUUUGGAGAGCAAACAGGAGUUCUGAGCUGCCCAUCUGCUGCUCCAGAGAGUCGGCUGGCCAGGGCCACCUUGUGCCUUGUCACAGGGCUGCCCCAUCCCACCCUGCUAUGACUCACGGCACAGCCAGCCAGGUCUUCUCAAAGAGUGAGCUCCAGCUUUGCCACUUGUUCCCAACUGCUGCAGCUCCAGAACCAUCACUGGCUCCCAACUGCCAGCUAGAUAAACCCAGAGCCCCUUUGUGUGAUGCUCAGUGCCCUUUGGGAGCCGGCUCCAAGCUAUCUUUCUAGCCUCAUCUUGACCCAAGACUCCAGACAAACUCAACUACCUGUCCUCCCCAGGCUUACGCUUCGCAAGGCAUCCUCCGUGAAGCCAUCUUUGCUCUCCAGCUGAAAGGCACCUCCUGCCUGGAACCACCCCUACACUUCGUGUCUCUCAGAGGGAGGGCAGGGAUCACUUCCUCUCAGCAGUGUGGGCCACCCACAUCUAGGUCUCCUCCUUCUUACGAGCCUGGGAGCUUGCAGAGAGUGAGACUACGUCCAGCCUCUCACACUGCCUCACCAGCUCCAGGCACAGAAGCAUGAAUGAUGCCUCUAUUUCCUGAGUGAAGGGCAGCCCCAUCUGCAUGUGUCCCCAACCCCCGAAAGCUUAAGGAGUCCUAGGGGUGGGGGAGGGGCUCUUCUUCCCUCACAUGCCCCUAGACAGAAGUUUGUCUCCAAGCAAGUUGGUGAGGCCCACCGUUCCUUCCCUUCCAGGUCAUUCUGACAUCAGAGAGUGAGGCCACCUUGGCCAGAAACUUCCAGGGCCUUGGAGAAGGCACUAAUGCCUGAAUUUCUCCCUUAGAAAUGGGGAAAUUGGGGCUGCCCUGUCUCACUCCUGGACUUGACAACUUCAGGCUGUGUAGUGUUCUGUUAACAGAAACCAAUUCUUCAGGUUUGGAAAGUGGGGCAGGCCUCCUCCCAUGGGAGUUUGUUACCCUUUAUCCUUCCAGCCGGUGAACUUCUUUCUGGUUCCCUUCCCAGGGCCUCCCUGAGACGUCCCAGGAUGAAUUUGGCCUACAGUCUCCCGUGUCAUCCCCUAGCCAGUGCGUGUGCCCACCUGGCACUAGGUGCUCUCUUCCUGGAGACCAGGGGUAGGGGUAAGGCUUCCCGGAGACCUAAAGGCAAUGGAAAAGCUGGGGGGGGGGGGCGGUGGCGGCCCUGGGAGACUGUCGGUCUGGUAGAGUGGGGUGGCAGGCGUAAGGCUAGAGGAGGAGCUGAGGCCCAGAGGAAGAGAACCUCCUGGUGCGUCCUUCUGGGACCAACCCAGAGACUCUGGCAUAUUCUCGUGGCUUCCUGGACUCCAGGAGUCAGCACCCUGCUCCCAGCCCACUCGCUUCCUGCUUGGCUCCCAGCGGGCCAGAGGCAGGGAGCUGGACACACUUGCAGCCUAACCCUGAUCCUGGGAGCCUGCCCCAGGGACAGGCCCAGAUUUGCUGUGCUGGGCUCCGCCUCCGCCUCCACAGCUGCUGAAGAGGGUAAUUCAUUCCCAGCCUCCCUCCCCACAGCCACUGAGGCCUCCAGGGCAAGGUGGGGGAGGGCACCCGAGCCUCACUUUCAGGUCCUCUCCUUUCUCCCGCUGAGCCUUAUAGCUGUCACUCCUGCUCCCCAGGCAAAGGGGCUCUUUCUUCUCGUGCCUGUUUAACCUCUCGAGAGGAGAGCUUUGGCCAAGGACCCAUGAAAGCCUCUCUGUGCUGGGCCCCGCCGGGCCCUGGCUCUUUCCCCCUCACCUCCUUCCAGGGAAAAUGUGACAGCUCCAUGCCCUUGCUGCUGUGACAGGCCCUCUGGGUGGGGUGGAGGGAGAGGAGCGGGCUUUGGGGGAAGGGGAGAGGCAAAGCCUUCCUUAUGUUUUUUGGGGGAGCCAGGGUGCUGUCAGUAGGCUACAGAAACGAAAGGCCUACUCUCCCCAGGAGGGAGGAGGGCUCCUGCCUACCUCCCGAGCUGCCGCUGGACCCUCUCCUGUUUCCAUCCCUCCACGUGGCAUCUGUGCCCUGGCCUCCCUGAGCAUGUGUGCAGCCCCGCCUGUCCCCAGCCCACCAGCUGCCCCAGGGGGCCACGGCCACCUGCCUGCACGAUGCUGUGUCCCUCAGGGAUGUCCUCGGGGACGCUGGCCUCGUAGCUGCUCUGCAGAAAGAUGGGCCGGUUGUCGUUCACGUCUAGGACGGUGACGAACACGGUGGCUGUCCCCGUGCGCCGCUUACCUACGGGGCCAUUGUCUGUGGGAGCCGAAGGAGGAUGGGCUGUUAGCUGCUGCGUGAGGGGCACAUUCCCUGGGCACGUGUCCUGUUCAUCCCACCCACUCUGGCUCUGGCAAGGGGUGGCUCUUUCCCCUUUUAGAUUGAGAAUAACACUAACAAGGCUUAUUAGGCCCCAGGCGCUAUUCUAACGCAUUCAGUCCUCACAAGAAGCACGUGAAGUUGGUGCUGCUUUCAUUAGCCCCAUCUCACAGAGGGGGUAACUGAGGCACGAAGCAGUUCUGUGGUAGCCCCCAGAACAUAUGCCCUUGCCAGGUCCCUGGCAGCUUGUGAGUGCAAACUGAGUAGGAAAAAGUGUCUUUGAAGAUGUAACGGAGUUAAGGAUCUUGAGAUGAGAUGUCCCGGACUGUCUGGGUGGGCCACAGACCCAAUGACUAGGGUCCUUAGGAGAAGAAGGCAGAGAGAGAAGGUCAUGUUGAGUCAGAGGCAUAGAUUGGAUUUUGCAACCACAAGCCAAGAAAUACUUAGAGCCCCCAGAACCUGGAAGAGUCAAGGAAGGAUUCCCCUCUAGAGCCUUCAGAGGGGAAUGCAGGCAGCCCUGCUGACACCUUAAUUUUGAACUUCUGGCCUCUAGGGCCAUGAGGAAAUAAAUUUCUACUCUUUUAAGCUACCCAGUCUUGGCAAUUUGUUACAGUGGCCUGAGGAGGCAGGUGCAGGUACCAAGAUCACAAGCCAGCGGCUCUCAGGGCCAGGUGGGUGAGACCCAUGGGUGCACACACGGGAGGGCCGACCCCAGCGGGCAGCUCCCCCCUCUUCCAGUCCACAGGGGACAGACAGAGGGUGGGCCCAGUGACACUACAUCUUCUGAUUUUUUCCAGAGAAACUGAACAUCGGAGCUUGUACAUAAAAUCUCCUGAUUUUCAAAUGUU
Molecule: messenger RNA, 4936 nt
Organism: Canis lupus familiaris (dog)
Lineage: Eukaryota; Metazoa; Chordata; Mammalia; Carnivora; Canidae
Gene: C4H10orf105
Product: chromosome 4 C10orf105 homolog
Exons: 2
Coding region: 389-760 (123 amino acids)
Source: RefSeq, a predicted model, not a curated record